GGUACGGGGAAUCAUUUUGUUCCUUUUUAGUGUUCGUGCAGAAAGUUUCAUCCAUUUAAAUUCUGUUAUUAAUUCCAUCCAGUUUUUGUUUUACUUCUGUUCAUAUCUCCAGACCUAAUUUCUGGCAGUUUGGCUGUAUGUAGAAGCUAAGGAAGCCUGUCUCCUGCUUCUGAAGUAGAAUUGUUGGGCUCGUCUGCUUCUCUCAAAUCGGGCAGGGGCCCAACUUUGCUUCUGAAGUGCUCAGGUCUUCCCAAAUUUUAGUGCUCACAGAGGGUUUCCUCAGGGCCUGCUGGUGCAGUACCCUCAUCAGCUCAUCCCAUCUCUCACAGCCAUCGUUGAGCAUCACACUGGUCUUUCUGACUCUUGUUUUCUGCUAUGUUUGAAAUAAGUUCAGCUUAUGUUAAAAUCUUCUCUGUUUACAUACAUUUUUAAAGUGCUCUAUUGCUCUGGCACUUGCUUCCCCAUUUCUUGGCCCUGGGCCCAAAACUACCGGUGUUGCUUUCCCUCCUACUUUAUCCUGACCUUGCUAGUUUUGAAGUUCUGCUCUCAUUUCUGAGUUUUGUUCAACCAAGACAGUAUGGAUGUUUGUGUGCCUAGGCCUUUAGCCAGAGUGAUUUUAAUCAUGGUGGUGUUGUAUUGUCCUCAAAUGUGAAACAGCUGAAAUUAAUCUGAAGCAACUGGCCAUAAGUCACUCUUUUUUUUUUUUUUUUUUUUUUUUUUUAGUUCACCUCCUUAUUAAAGUGAUACAAUUGGAGUAUUCAAUGGUUUGAAAACACCACUUCCUUUUUAAAGAGACAUGGGUUGGAAUUUCCUGUGUGGGGCUUCAUGUGCAUGCAGAACUGAGGUGUAUCUGGAUUAUCAUCUUAUUCUAUCAACUGAAAUUUUUUCCCUUGUUCUAACUUUAGAUAAUUUUACUCAACAGUUGUGGAUGAGUGUUAAGUGAAACUGUCAUGUUUAAUACAGAUGGCAAAAGGCCAAGUGACCAGUUAGGGAGAAGCUGUCAAAUGUUACACAGGACCUUUUUAUGAGUUAACUUUUCUUUCUCCUUUUGUUUGGAUUCACUCUCCCAGGAGCUGCUGCCUAAAUGGGUCCAGUCAUGCCUCCCAGUAAGAAGCCAGAGGGCUCAGGAAUUAGCGUUCCCAGUGGAUUGAGCCAGCGUUAUCAAGAUAGCAAUUUAUCAAAGGCACUUCAUGAUGAUGAGGACCUAGAUUUCUCUUUGCCUGCCAUCAGAUUAGAUAAAGGGGCCAUGGAAGAUGAAGAACUAACUAAUUUGAACUGGUUACAUGAGAGCAAGAACUUGCUGAAAAGCUUUGGGGACUCAGUGUUAAGGAGCGUUAGCCCUGUUCAGGACAUGGGUGAUGACACGCCGCCGUCUCCUGCCCACUCUGACAUGCCCUACGAUGCCAAGCAGAACCCCAACUGCAAACCUCCUUAUUCCUUUAGCUGCCUCAUAUUUAUGGCCAUUGAGGAUUCGCCAACCAAAAGACUGCCCGUAAAGGAUAUAUACAACUGGAUCUUGGAACACUUUCCGUAUUUUGCAAAUGCACCCACUGGAUGGAAAAAUUCUGUGAGACAUAAUCUAUCGUUGAAUAAGUGUUUUAAGAAAGUGGACAAAGACCGAAGUCAGAGUAUUGGAAAGGGAUCCUUAUGGUGUAUAGACCCAGAAUAUAGACAAAAUCUUAUUCAGGCUUUGAAAAAGACACCCUAUCACCCAUAUUCGCAUGUGUUCAAUACACCUCCCACAUCUCCUCAGGCAUAUCAAAGCACAUCAGGUCCACCCAUUUGGCCAGGAAGCACCUUUUUCAAGAGAAAUGGAGCCCUUCUACAAGAUCCUGACAUUGAUGCUGCCACUGCCAUGAUGCUUUUGAAUACUCCCCCUGAGAUACAAGCAGGUUUUCCUUCGGGAGUGAUACAAAAUGGAGCUCGAGUACUGAGUAGAGGAAUAUUUCCUGGAGCCAGGCCAUUGCCAAUCAACCCUAUAGGGAGCAUGGCUGUCGCAGUAAGGAAUGGAAUAACAAACUGCCGGAUGCGGACGGAAAGCGAACAGUCCUGCGGCUCUCCAGUUGUUAGCGGUGACCCAAAGGAGGAUCACAACUACAGCAGUGCCAAAUCUUCCAACCACAGGAGCACAUCACCUGCUAGUGACUCCGUUUCCUCUUCCUCUGCUGAUGACCAGUAUGAAUUUGCAACUAAAGGUAGCCAAGACAGCAGUGAAGGAAGUGAAGUUAGCUUCCAGAGCCAUGAGAGCCAUAGUGAAACAGAAGAGGAGGAAAAAAAGCAAAGUCGGAAGGAGACCAAGGAUUCUUUAGCUGACAGUGGAUAUGCAUCCCAGCACAAGAAAAGGCAACAUUUAAUGAAGGCGAAAAAAGUACCAAGUGACACACUGCCUCUUAAAAAGAGACGUACAGAAAAGCCCCCUGAAAGUGAUGAUGAGGAGAUGAAAGAAGCAGCAGGAUCACUCCUGCAUUUAGCAGGAAUUCGAUCCUGUUUGAACAACAUCACCAAUCGGACGGCAAAGGGGCAGAAAGAGCAAAAGGAAACCACAAAAAAUUAGAACAAAUCAAUGAUUUGUUUGGACUUACAAAGUUUUGUUUCAGCACGUCAGGUGAAUUCUAAUGAUUUGUGGCAAUAUCAGCAAUUUUUUCCUUUUUUGUUUUUCUUCUAUUUCUUUUUGUUUUGUUUCUUUGGGUUGGUUUUUUUGGGUUCUUUUUUUUGACCCUUAAGAUUUUUAUUUUUAAAGGAGAUUGAAGCCAUAGAACUCAUACUGACACUCAGCUAAUUUACAAAAGCUUUCAUUACCUGAAGACAAAAAGUUAACAAAAAAGGAAAGCCUAAAUCGCCAUUGCUUUCUCCAGCUUGUCAAAAAUGCAUGGUUGAAUACACAGUGAAACCAACAUUAAUGUGAUGGGAGUAAAAUUGGGCACGUGGAAAUCCCUCUUAUAGUAGAAGAGCUGUGCAUUAUUUAGUAUUCAUUCAGGCCUGGCCCUUAUAAUUUUUUUUAAUGGCCUUACAAUUGGGUUAGAAGUGAAUGUGAAUAAAGAGAUCUGUGGGAAAGAGGAGGCACGUACUUCUCAACCAAGAACUAUUUAGUGGCACUUGAAGAUAUUGUGCCAUACAAGUCUUUAGACAGCCACUGGUGGCAACUGUGCAAGCAGUAAUGCACUUCUAGUGUGUCACGUAUUCUAUGUGGCUCAUAAUGUGAAGACUGAUAACUCUUAAAUUUGAGCAAAUUUAAACUAUGUAUGCAAUGGGUUUCAGUGAAAACAGUGAAAUGGGAGGGGAUGACUGUUAGUAGCAUUGUUAACCAUUGAAUUCUGUCUUCUAUAUUAAAUUGAAAGAAUGUUCAAAAAGCCAUAAGCCUGAAGAUUGGCACUGCGUGCAAAAAAUAAUAGUAAUAGGGAAAAACAAACUAUGUCUUCUAAACUGCCUGAGUGAAAAGUAAUCAAGUCUAAGAAAUUACAGUAGAUACAAUGUACAUCAAAAUCUUUUUCUGUGGAUCACGUCUUUGAUCUAACAGGGGAAACAAAGCUACAAAACCUGCCAUUAGUAGUAUUCUGUAUUUAAAAAUAGAAGGAAAGCAUAUUGGUGAACAGUAAAAUUCAGAAGUUCAACAAAAGAGCUCCUACACUGCUCUCAGAAAUGGGUGUGCAGUGACCAUCAGUCAGGAUUCAUCUGUGCAAAAAUGACAACAAAUUUCCAGAUUCAACCAGCAUAGCCAGCAGAAGAAAUUUGAUCCACAUUGCAUGGAUUCUAUAGGGAAGGGGGGAAAACAAAAAGCAAACAAUUUUUUUUAUUCAAAGAUGACAAAGUUCUUGUAAGGUAAAUAAUGUAUUUAGCAUGAAGCAUGAAUUAUUUUCAUAUAAAUAUAGAAAAUAGAGAAAAAGGCUAUGCCUCUAAUUUUUAAGCCCUUAGGCUUAGAGUUUGUUUUUUGGGGGUUUUAUAUUUUUUUGUUUUUGUUUUUGUUUUGGUUCUUUUUUGUUAUUGUUGGGGUUUUUUUGAAGCAGGUGUUUAAGGUUUAACCUUCUUCAGGGACAAACACUGACUGUUGGGGAACUUACUCUGCAAUAUUAAAAAAUAAAAUCUUCAUGCUCUGGUAGGGCUUGGAUGGUUGAAUUAUACUGCCUUGUCUGCACAUUCAGCCCCCCUCUCCCUACUUCUGUUUUAAAAAAGAAAAAAAAAAAAAAGAAAAAAGUGUGUCUUUUCUUCGUCUGUACAUGUGUAACAUGACGCAAUAAUCUGAGGGCAAAUUUAGUAGUGAGUGUGUAUGACAGAAUCAAGAGAAUAAUGGGAGGUUAAUUGAGGAAACUCUCUGAUUUGAUUCAGGAAUAAGUAGACAAGAAAAUAGCUUCGAUAAUUUGCCAUGAAAAUUUGAAGUUAGUUAAGAGCCUUAUGGAGGUGUCCAGAUAAAAACAAGUGUUACAGAGAGUGUGAUUCAGGUACAGUGCUACUCUCCUGGUAAGGAUGACUAUGAGACUGAAAACCACUACAGCAGAGAGAAGCUGUGAAAUAAACAAAACAGUCUCUCUCACCUGGAUUCUUGCAUUUGGCAUGAAAAAUUCUACACUUAGAGUAUCCUAGAGGCAAAAAGAAAAUGCUGGAAACCAACCACUUAAGAGAACAAAAUGAUUGGUUUCUUAAAGAGUAUAGGUUUAGCUUUAUGACAGCUGUUUCAGGCAGCAGUUUCACCACGAUGGGUCUAGUUUAUGGAGAGUGGGCUAGAGAAGGGUUUGACUUCCUACUCAGUGCAGUGAGCUAGAAGUUGUAUUUGGAGAUGCCUGUGGUGUGUGCUCAUUUAGGAGGUAGAAGGAGUGAAGGACAGGCUGGUCUGGACUUGGUCCUGUGCUCCACAAGCAUUUUGUAAAGAACAGGGCAGCACAGCAAAAGUGUGCCUCUCAUCUCAGCCAGCAUGUCCUGGGAUCCAAGAGCUGCUUGAUAGCUGCCAGAGCUCAGCCCAGCUGCUAGCUUUGGAGAUAAGAGAGAGCCAUGGAUAGUACAAGAAACAGCCUUGUUCCUCUCAGUUUGCAUGCAGGGUUGAUUCCCAGCACUAGUUAAGUCAGGAGGACGUAGAUACAAACUUUUGUUGGCAGCCCUUUAGAUAAUGCUGGGGAAAACAGGAAGGACCAGUCCCUUGGCCAGGUAGCACAGAGAUGAAUGAGCCAUAACAUUUCCCUUGUCCGAUCAGACUGGGAUCAUCUGCUUCUUCCCAGGUCCAUGCUCUCUACAGCCAAAGUUUGGAGGCAGUGAACCACACAACCCUGUACAAGAGAACUUGGUCUUCAUCUUCUAAAGACUUACAGGAGAGUAAAUUGAAAUAGAAGAUACUACAGUAUCAUGUUGCCACCACCUUUGCUCAUUAAUGCAUAGUUGUAUCAGCUUGGGAGUGGCUUAAUAUUUACCAAAAAAACAGCACUGAAAAAUCUAGUGGCAGAAAUUACAAACCAUGGCUCAGCCAUCUCUGUCCUCUAGGGAAAGUAACAUGUUUGUGUGCCAGUGGCCAGAUUCUGUCCACAACACUGAUUCCAGAGCAACUUCUCUGAUUGCAGUGUGUCAGUACAAAUGAGAUCAGUAUCUGCUGAACAAGUACCAUUCAUUAAUGUGGACUCUUGGUGGCUAAAUAUAUAAUUACCACUAGUAUUACUCAUCUUAGAAAACAGUCAUUUUGCAUAAAUAUCUAAUUAGGCAGGUUAUCUUUAUACAAAUAUAUAUAUAGAUAUAUAUAUAUAACACCUAUCUAAGACUUCAACAAGUCCUCUAUAUACUUGCUGGUAAACCUAAAAUGUUGGCAAGCAUCUAUUUUCAUAUAAAAUUUGUUUCUGAUCUGCUAGGAAGGUAUUCUUUAGUAGGAUUUUACAAAGUUAUGUUCAGGAACCAGCAGUUUGGGCUGCUAUCAAUGGAUUUUUUCUGGUGUUUAAAAACAACUUGUCCUUAUUGAUGCUUACUCUGACUGUUGAUGAGAAGUACAUGAUUUGGAUUGUAUGAAAUAUUUAGGAGUCACCUUUUAAACCAUAUUUGUGCCUGGCUGACAAUGGCAACUUUGUCAGAACUGGUUCUACUCCAUCAGAGAAGUUCUCCUUUUUUUUGUGUAAGAACUGAAAUUGAUUUGUUUUCCAAGAAAUACGAUGUCAGCUUUUAAUCGAGUUGUCUUUACUUCAACGGAACGAUGUCAAAAUGGACUGGUAAUUGCACUGUAUUACAAACUCUCUCACUUGCCAGAUACGAGGUGGUGUGAUUUUGCUUGUUUGCUUUCCUUCUAAGCCAUUUUAGGGUGAGAAGUUGUCAAAUCUCUAACCUUCCCUUCUUCUCACUCUGUAAGUAUUGCCAAAUUAGCGUUUCUCCAAGACAGGUGGGGGCGAGGUCAGCAAGUGUUCAGUGGCAAGUUUCACAUAGACAUGAAUUGUAAGGAUUGCUGGACUUCAUGGCGAGUUCCUUUGGAAUAUGCCUUUUGCAGCAAGAAGCUCUUGCAAGCCAGAGCUAAUGCCAUAAGCAGAUUUCACUAGCAUCUCCAGGGAGGUGAAAUCUGCUGAUCGUGCUUGCAUUCUGCAAGCAGUUGGAUGUCCUACUGCAUUUUGGUGCAGAUUCUGCUUGCAUUUAAAAAUGCAAGCACAGGUCUUGAACAGCUUAAAUGUAUCACCCCAUAGCUGUUUUUGAAAGCAGUCUGUUUCUGAUCUUCUCCUGGCAAAACUGGCAGUAGUUCUACAAAGAUCACAGGGCUUUACAGCUAAAAAGCCAAAUGUGGGAGCGAGGAGGUGUGCCCUGUAGGACUAGAGAACUGUCCUGAUAUUGUUCUCUCCUGCAAUUGAGUUGAGGUUCAUAUUCUGGUUUCUCUCAUACCUUGAUGGGGAAAGGGAAUCCCAAAGGAGAUGCCUUGGCUCCCAGUGUUCAGCUGAAUUACUGCCUGCCUGUGGAAAAGACAUAGAAAAAGGCUGGAGGCUGCAUUCUUCACUGGAGUGAGGUAGAGAUACAUCAACAUACUUUAGCAGAGAGUGAAAUCUUAAAUUGUACACCAAAUGGCACCAUGGAUAAAAUUACCAAAACAACACUUUGUCCUGGUUUCUUAGUAGUGUUAAUUUAUUUUCACUGAGGUUUUGGCACCCAUCCCAAUCCAUCUAAAAAUGUAGAUUAUAGAAUCAUAAAAUACGCUGAGUUGGAAGAGACCCAUCCAACUCCUGGCCCUGCACAGGACACCCCAAGAAUCAUACUGUGGGUCUGAGUGUGCACAAUCUUGAGGUUUUCUAGAACCUGAAGGUGUCUGGUCUCCUUUGCAGUCAGUGGAGCUAUAGACAUCCAAGUGCUCCUGGAAACCUUUAUCCUUUCCCUAUUAUUAAUGGUAUUACAAUUUUUGCUUUAAUCCUACCAUAGGUGUUUUUGAAAACAUUACUCUCCUGUGCUCCAGGAUCAGACUACUGAGAAAAUGCAUUUCCAAUGCAAUUUACUUCACUUCCUGGAGAAUGCAAACCCAGCUCCUUUGGGCACAUCACUACUGCCUGAAUAGCUCAUUGGCAUAUUUUAUAGGAAAUAUUUUGAAACUUUUUCUUAACUUUGCCACCAAAAGAGCAUUUGAACCAUACAUCCUCCUGAUUGUAACAGAGUAUCAGUGUUGACUGUCUGACCAGUUAAGUUCUAGUAGUGUUCUUCACAGCCCUCCAGUAAUAUAUCAAACACUGUUAUGCACAUAAUGCAGCACUGUGAUCUAAUUUAAAUAAUACUUUUUUAUUAUUUAUACUACUCUAUGUAAUAUACAUCAACACUUUGCUAUAUAACCUAAGUGAUAACCCUCUUCUUAGUUACCUGCCAAACUCUGAAUUUCUGUUUGAUUUAUAUUGCAAUUAGCACAGUUACCAAGUUGUAAUGAUGUCUCUUUUCCUUUGAAAUGGGAUGUGUAAGUCAAACUAUACAUUUUGUGUGUUUCUGUUUUGAGAUGAAGUUUAUAAAGGAUUUACACACAACAUUCGGUGUUCUGUAUAAAUCUGCAUACAUUUGUGAAUUCAUCUGUUAAUCCCCUUUUAUUUAGAAAGUAUUAAUUGAUGGUGGUUUAUUAGGGUUUUUUAAUUUUAGUACUGGUUAUUCUUGAAUUAAGCAGAGACUUGUCAGCUGGGUUGCUUUAUCUUUGAUCAUGUACAUGACCUUACAAUUCUUCCACAGUUCAGCAAACAAGUACUAGCUUCACUGACCAAAAAAAAAAAGUCUCAACCUAAUGUGUCUAUGGUGCUGUAUUUUGCUGGUAUACAUUUAAAACCAGAAAUUAUUUAAAGGUCACUUUUGAGUUGUUCUAAUAAGUAGCCUUUCCUGGUUUGGGGAGUUUGGGUUUUGUUUUAACAUUGAAAACAAGAUAUAUUUAUCUGAAGCUAUAUAAUGUUUUUUCUACUGUAUCACAUUUCCUUUUGAAAAGAGGGGAAUAUCAGCCUGAUGUAACAUCCUUUCACAGUCAGUGAAAGGGGGUUUUGUUUCAGUUUUUGAUUUUCAGUGGAUUUCAUGAGGCUUUGGAUCAGGCCAGCAGUUACAGGAGCUCAUCAUCCGAGGGUUUAAGGGAUAAAUGACAGCUUGUGCUGGCCUUUAGUGCUAGAAGGGAUUUUACCGAAUACUAAAACUACAUGCUGGACUCUGGAAUGGCUGACAAUCUAGAAAUGGGAAUCUUUUUCAUCUGUUUACUGUGGCCUGAAAUCCCAAGACUUUCUUUUUUUUUUUGUUUGGAUGACAUUGAACUUGAGUACAUUUUUAAGUUACUAGAGCAUUGUACAUUUCCUGAGUAUGUGUGUGGGACAGCAAUUGAAAGUCAUACCUGUAUUUGAUAACCAGUUCCAUGCCUGCAUCAUUCACACUCACUACUUAAAACUGCCAUGAUGUAAAAUGUUGGGGGGAAUGAUUUGUGUGUGUGUAUGAAAAGCAUUAUGAAUUUGUACAUUUUUUUUAUACUCUGAUCUGUAAUUUCUGAAGUAUUUUGUUUUACAGAAAAAAGUGAUAAAGCAAUCAAAAGACCAAGAGAUUUAGUAUCAAUGCUUAAGGGUCACAGGACCUUAACUGGCCAAUAAGUUAAUUUAGUACAGUGAUAAGCCAAUUUUUUUUCCUGUACUUGGCGUCUGAAACUGCCAAUUUCAUCAAUAUUAAAAUAUGAACUGUGACGGGGAAUGAACAGUGAUGUUAAGUUGUAUUUGUGUUUACCUAAAUGAGCAGUCCGAAGGCAAGUGCAAUCAGCUGAUCUUUAGGAAAUAUGAAAUUGUUGAUUUAGAGGCAUACUUGCAUUUUACAUUUUCUUGAUGUGUAAUCAUAUUGCCAAAGACAAACUAUUUCAUCAAUUAUUAUUGUAAAUAACACUUUCCCAAAACCUACCAUAAAGUUUCUGUGAUGUAUUGUCUUCCAGUUGCAAUA
This is a messenger RNA of Cinclus cinclus, 9366 nucleotides long. RefSeq names its product forkhead box N3 (gene FOXN3). The record is from RefSeq and is a predicted model, not a curated record. Lineage: Eukaryota; Metazoa; Chordata; Aves; Passeriformes; Cinclidae. Gene Ontology annotation, cellular component: nucleus. The transcript is spliced from 6 exons. Bases 1085 to 2554 code for a protein of 489 amino acids. Gene Ontology annotation, biological process: regulation of DNA-templated transcription. Gene Ontology annotation, molecular function: DNA-binding transcription factor activity; cis-regulatory region sequence-specific DNA binding.